Marasmius oreades (fairy-ring Marasmius) is the source of this 1294-nucleotide messenger RNA. RefSeq lists its product as uncharacterized. Bases 1 to 996 code for a protein of 331 amino acids. NCBI's taxonomy places the organism in Eukaryota, Fungi, Basidiomycota, Agaricomycetes, Agaricales, Marasmiaceae. The transcript is spliced from 5 exons. The record is from RefSeq and is a predicted model, not a curated record.
AUGAACGGGCUGGAUUGCGUACACCCGUCACCAUCACCCUCGCGCAGCCUUAGCCCUUUGCAAUUGCCGCCUUACCUUCCUUCUCCACCACGUAUGCAGUGGAUCUACCCACUCCUCCUAAACGCAACCAGCAGAGUCGUCUUUAUCCCAUUCGUUGGUUCGGUUGUUAGGUAUAGAGCGAGCUAUAAUCCGAAUUAUGCUACGUUGACUGGCCAUGGGAGUGGUAGUGGGAAUGUGGAAUCUGGUAUAAUAGCUAGACCUGGACGAACGAUUGGAGGGUUUGUGGAUGGGUUGAGGAGGACGUAUAGGGUUGAGGGUUGGGCAGGGCUCUAUAAAGGAUCCAUACCAAUCCUACUAGAAACACUCAUCAUCCGAGGUUCUCUAGCAUUCAUGAAAAUCCACCCCUCCGUUCCACUCGUAUUGAUCGCUGCACCCCAACUCGGAAUACCCGAAGCCAUCUUUUUCGUUCUGGUGUAUAGUAUAAUCAAAUUACCCAUGACGGUAUUCUUGAUUCGAUCAAUCACAACCCCCUACAAACUCCCCCUCCUCAGUGCCAGCCCCAUGCAAGCCUUCACCACCCUCCUCUCCCCAUCCGAACGCCGAAACCCCUACCUCCUCUACAACUCCCCAGGUCUCUUCAUCGCCAUAUCCCUCCAAACAGCCCUCCCACUAUUGUUCCUCCAUUUCGUAUUUGAUAUGACGACGAGCGUGUUUGAUAGGGAGUUGGAGGUGAUGGUGUUUGCGGUGGUGGUGGUGGUGUAUGUGAUGGCGUUUUUGGGGAGUACGGUGUUGAUGACGCCGUUGGAGGUGGUGGUGGUUCGGUUGGCGCAGCAGGAGAAUGGGGGUACGGGUGCGGGUGGUGGGGUGGAGGAGUUGGAGCCGUUGGAGGAAGAGGGUGGGGUGGAGAUGCGGGUUGAGGGUGAGGGUGGGCUUGAGGGGCAGGGGCGAGGACGGGGUGGUGUUAGGUAUUCAGAGAGUGAGGAUGUUAUAUCGUGAGUUGCCCUUUUUUCAUUUUGAGUUCCUUGAACCUUGAAUUGUGUGUUUUGUUUUCCAGGCUGAGAGAUGAAUAUAACCGGAAUCGAUAUACGGGAUUUGUGAAUUGCUUCCAAACGAUAUUGGCGGAAGAGGGAUGGUCGGUGAUGUUUCGAGCUUGGUGGUUCCCGUUAGCUGGACAAAUGUCUACGCUUGUGUUUUAUAAGGUUUUUCAGGGGAGUUAGGGUUUGUACUUGUGUAUGUAUAGCGUUUAGCUUUCGAAUUGCUGUCCCAAUAUAUAUGCCGAGAUCCUCAUCAUGAC